This is a messenger RNA of Chinchilla lanigera (long-tailed chinchilla), 10936 nucleotides long. RefSeq names its product Dmx-like 1 (gene Dmxl1). The coding region runs from base 107 to 9040 and encodes 2977 amino acids. Gene Ontology annotation, cellular component: RAVE complex. Lineage: Eukaryota; Metazoa; Chordata; Mammalia; Rodentia; Chinchillidae. The transcript has 43 exons. The record is from RefSeq and is a predicted model, not a curated record. Gene Ontology annotation, biological process: vacuolar acidification. Gene Ontology annotation, molecular function: protein binding.
UGCAUCUGGAUGUGACAUUGUAAUACUGGGAAGUGAUUUUGAAAGAUUACAAAUAAUCCCAGGAGCUAAACAUGGAAACAUUCAAGUGGGAUGUGUAGACUGUUCAAUGCAGCAAGGCAAGAUUGCAGCAUCCUAUGGAAACAUUAUCUCUGUUUUUGAGCCAGUUAAUCUACCGAAACAAAAGAAAAAUUUGGAAUUGGAUAGUCAGUGGCAGAAAACGGGUCAGUUUUUUCUGAACUCAAUAGCACAUAAUAUAACUUGGGAUCCUGCAGGUAGUCGUCUUUUAACUGGUUCUAGCUGUUUGCAACUCUGGUCUAAUAGUAACUUAAAGAAGCCAAAUGAAGAUGAAAAUCCAGAUAAAACAGAUCUUAGCUUUGGGGAUUGGAAAUGCAUUUGGCAUUGCAAAACUGCUUCCCAAGUUCAUUUGAUGAAAUUUUCACCAGAUGGAGAAUUUUUUGCCACUGCUGGAAAGGAUGACUGUCUUUUAAAAGUAUGGUAUAAUGUAGAAAACUGGCGGACAGCCGUUGCCUCUCCUGAUGCAAGUUCAGACAAACAGUCCCAAGGAGAAAUUGACUUUUCUUUUGUAUAUUUGGCCCACCCUCGAGCUGUAAAUGGAUUUUCCUGGCGUAAAACAAGCAAAUACAUGCCUAGGGCUUCUGUAUGUAAUGUACUAUUGACUUGUUGCAAAGAUAAUGUAUGUCGUCUUUGGGUAGAGACAUUUUUACCAAAUGACUUUCUGCUAUAUGGAGGUGACUGCAACCAUUGGCCUGAACAAAUUAGUUUAACAGAUAACUUAAAGAGAAAUGCUUCUAGUAAAGAACGUGUUCAAAAUGCUCUAGAGGUAAACCUCAGACAUUUUCGUAGCGGUCGGAGGAGAUCACUGGCACUUGUUGCACAUACGGGCUACCUUCCUCAUCAGCAGGACCCUCAUCACGUUCACAGGAACACUCCACUGCAUGCCAAUGCACUCUGCCACUUUCACAUUGCAGCCAGCAUUAACCCAGCCACAGAUAUUCCACUUCUUCCGUCUAUUACAUCUCUGAGUUUAAGUGAAAAUGAAGAAAAGAAUGGGCCUUUUGUGGUACAUUGGUUAAACAAUAAAGAGCUGCAUUUUACUUUGUCCAUGGAAGUCUUUAUACAACAACUUAUAAAAAGUUUUGAACAACCAUCUUCUGAAGCCAGUGUAGAAGACUCUAAUCAGGCAGAUGUAAAAUCUGAUGAAGAAAUGGAUGAUGGUGUUGAUGAUCUGAAAGUAAAUCAUGAAAAGAAGGACUUAGGUGGAGAUAAAAUAGUACCAAACUCAAGUUUUGCACCAUUACCAUCAGCCGCCAUUGAUCACCAAAUUGAAGUGCUUCUGUCUGAAUGGAGUAAAAAUGCAGAUAUGCUUUUCAGUAUUCAUCCCAUGGAUGGGUCUUUACUAGUGUGGCAUGUAGACUGGCUGGAUGAGUACCAGCCUGGUAUGUUUCGUCAAGUGCAGGUGUCCUUUGUUUCCAGAAUUCCUGUAGCCUUCCCUACAGGUGAUGCAAACUCCCUCUGUAAAAGCAUUGUGAUGUAUGCCUGUACCAAGAACGUUGACUUGGCUCUCCAGCAAGGGAAACAAAAACCUUCUGGCCUCACUCGUUCUACAUCAAUGCUUAUCUCCUCUGGUCACAGUAAAUCAUCUAAUAGUUUAAAAUUAAGUAUUUUUACUCCUAAUGUUAUGAUGAUUUCAAAGCAUGCUGAUGGUUCUCUGAAUCAGUGGCUGGUCAGUUUUGCUGAGGAAUCUGCUUUUUCUACAGUUCUUAGUAUUUCUCACAAAUCUAGGUAUUGUGGUCAUCGUUUUCAUCUUAACGAUUUAGCUUGCCACUCAGUAUUACCAUUAUUACUGACAACAUCACACCAUAACGCAUUAAGGACACCAGAUGUUGACAACCAAAAGAAGCCUCAUGAUACCAUAAAUAUUGAAGAAUGUUCUCUGACACAACAAAAUAAAAGCACCAUUGAUGUGGCAUUUCAAGAUCCCAAUGCCGUUUAUAGUGAGCUUAUUCUUUGGAGAGUUGACCCAGUUGGGCCCUUGUCUUUUUCCGGAGGAGUGUCUGAGCUUGCCCGGAUUAAUUCUCUUCACGUUUCUGCAUUUUCCAAUGUGGCAUGGCUCCCUACUCUUAUACCCAGUUACUGUCUAGGUGCAUACUGCAACUCUCCUAGUGCGUGCUUUGUAGCUAGUGAUGGACAAUAUCUGAGGUUAUAUGAAGCAGUUAUUGAUGCCAAGAAACUUUUAUAUGAGCUUUCAAAUCCUGAAAUUUCUAAAUAUGUUGGUGAAGUGUUUAACAUCGUCAGUCAACAGUCAACAGCAAGACCAGGAUGUAUUAUCGCAUUAGAUUCCAUUACUAAACUUCAUGGCAGAAAAACUCAGCUGCUUCAUGUUUUUCAAGAAGACUUCAUUUUGAAUAACCUUGAAAAGAAGAGUCUGAGGAAAGACCAUAUUUUAUCCAAUGCAGGUAGCUCACUUAAUGGAUUUUCAGAAAAGUUCUACUUAGUUGUAAUAGAGUGCACUCAGGACAAUCGUUCACUGUUACACAUGUGGAAUUUACAUUUAAAAUCAAUUCCUGUAUCACUGGAUGAAAAAAUGGAUCCCAAAAUAUCUGAAGCAGCUGGACAACCAGAAGAACAUUAUUCUUCUUCUCCAGAGAAGAUUCUGUCUCCUUUUUCACAGAAGUAUCAGGCUUGCAGAGCCAAUCUUCAGAGUACCAGCAAAUUGUGUCUGUUUUCAGAAAUGGUAUAUAGCCAAGAGCUGCAUUUGCCAGAAGGAGUUGAGAUAAUAAGUGUUAAGCCAUCAGCAGGACAUCUGAGUUCUUCUUCCAUAUAUCCUGUGUGCAGUGCUCCUUAUUUAUUGGCAACUUCAUGCUCUGAUGAAAAAGUAAGAUUUUGGAGAUGCAGAGUAACAGGUGGAGAAUCUACCACAUCACAGAGUGCAAAAAUGGAUCUUGCAUACAUUUGGGAAGAAUGGCCAUUGCUUAUUGAAGAUGGACUCCAGAGCAAUAGUAGUAUAACCAUACCUGGUAGGCCAGUAGAAGUUAGUUGUGCACAUACAAAUCGUUUAGCUGUAGCUUAUAAGCAGACUGCAUUUAGUAGUAGAUCUUCUCAGGACUUUGUGAUGCAUGUAAGUAUUUUUGAAUGUGAGUCUACAGGAGGUUCAUGUUGGGUUCUUGAGCAAACAAUUCAUUUAGAUGAGUUAAGCACAGUUUUGGAUUCUGGCAUUAGUAUUGAUAGCAAUUUAGUGGCCUAUAAUAAACAAGAGGCAUAUCUGUUUAACAAAGAAAGUAUUACAUCCAACACAAAACAUUUAGUUCACUUAGACUGGAUGUCUAGAGAAGAUGGGUCUCAUAUUCUGACAGUAGGAAUUGGGUCAAAACUUUUUAUGUAUGGACCACUGUCUGGCAAGGUACAAGAAGACACUACUAAGGAAAGCCUGGCAUUUCCUCUCUGGGACAGUACUAAAGUUGUGCCUCAUUCUAAGUUUGUGUUAUUACGAAGUGUGGACUUGGUUUCUUCUGUCGAAGGCUCUCCACCUUUUCCUGUUUCUUUAUCAUGGGUCCGGGAUGGCAUCCUUGUGGUAGGAAUGGAUUGUGAAAUGCAUGUGUAUUCCCAAUGGCAGCCACCUUCAAAACAGGAACUUGUUACAACAGAUUCAUACAAUGGAAGCACUCCUUCUAUACUAAGUUUAAUAAAACAGAGUAACUCAUCAAGUUCUGGGUUACAUCCUCCAAAAAAAACUCUGACUCGAUCCAUGACUAGUCUUGCACAGAAAAUCUGUGGAAAGAAAACUGCAUUUGAUCCUUUGGUGGAUAUGAAAGAUUCAGGUCUUUUUGAAGCAGCUCAUGUACUUUCCCCAACUUUACCUCAGUACCAUCCCUUGCAGCUUUUGGAACUCAUGGAUCUUGGCAAAGUUCGGAGAGCAAAGGCCAUCUUGUCACAUCUUGUCAAGUGCAUUGCUGGGGAAAUUGUGGCUUUGAACGAUGCUGAAUCCAAUCAUGAACGCCGCCUGAGGUCUCUCACCAUCAGUGCUAGUGGAAGCACUACCAGGGAUCCCCAGGCAUUCAACAAAGCUGAAAAUACAGAUUACACAGAAAUAGAUUCCGUUCCUCCACUUCCUUUAUAUGCCUUACUUGCAGCAGAUGAUGAUAGCUAUUACUCAUCUUUGGAGAAAUCCAGUAAUGACAGUUCUCUAAAUAAAUCAAACCUAUUGUCAAAAGAGAGUUAUGAUGAGCUUUUUCAGACUUCAACUCUGAUCCCUGAUGUUGAAGUAUUAGAGACAGAUGAAGAAAAUACAAAGCCUAAAGUUAUUGAUCUUUCACAGUACAGUCCAACUUACUUUGGACCUGAACAUGCUCAAGUUCUUUCUGGUCACUUACUUCAUUCUAGUUUACCAGGGCUCAGUCGGAUGGAACAGAUGUCUUUGAUGGCGUUGGCAGAUACAAUUGCAACUACGAGCACUGAUAUUGGAGAAAGCAGAGACAGAAGCCAAGGUGGGGAAACUCUUGAUGAAUGUGGGUUAAAAUUUCUUCUGGCUGUUCGACUGCAUACCUUCCUUACAACUUCCCUUCCUGGCUAUAGAGCUCAACUGCUUCACCAAGGCCUGUCUACUAGUCAUUUUGCUUGGGCAUUUCACUCAGUAGCAGAGGAAGAACUGCUGAAUAUGUUGCCAGCAAUGCAGAAAGAUGAUCCCACUUGGUCUGAACUAAAAGCUAUGGGUGUGGGGUGGUGGGUCAGGAAUAUCCGCAUCUUACGCAAAUGCAUAGAAAAGGUAGCCAAAGCAGCCUUUUAUAGAAAGAAUGAUCCAUUGGAUGCUGCCAUAUUUUACCUUGCAAUGAAAAAGAAAGCUGUGAUUUGGGGAUUAUAUAGAUCUCAAAAAGACACCAGAAUGACACAAUUUUUUGGACACAAUUUUGAGGAGGAGAGAUGGCGUAAAGCAGCUUUAAAGAAUGCUUUCUCUUUGCUAGGCAAACAAAGAUUUGAACAUUCUGCAGCAUUCUUUCUUUUAGCUGGUUGCCUCAGAGAUGCAAUUGAGGUAUGCCUUGAGAAGCUGAAUGAUAUUCAGUUGGCUCUUGUAAUAGCAAGACUCUAUGAGUCUGAAUUUGAUACAUCUGCAACAUACAAAUCUAUUUUAUGUAAAAAAGUUCUGGGAAUUGAUUCUCCUGUCAGUGAACCCAGUUCAUUGAGCAUAAAUACACAUUAUGAUCCUUUUCUUCGGAGUAUGGCGUAUUGGAUUUUGGAAGAUUAUAGUGGUGCUCUGGAAACAUUAAUAAAGCAACCUGUGAGAGAAGAUGAUGAUCAAGUCGUGGCGUCAACUUGUAAUCCUGCAGUUUUUAAUUUUUACAAUUAUCUAAGAACACAUCCUCUUUUACUGAGGCGUCAUUUUGGAUCAUCUGAUACACACGUGGGUUUAACAGGAAAAAGUGGAUUGGCAGGAACAAUUAAUUUAAGUGAAAGAAGAUUAUUUUUUACUACUGCUAGUGCUCACCUAAAAGCUGGCUGCCCCAUGUUGGCUUUGGAAGUGUUGUUGAAGUUGCCCAAAGUCAUUAAGAAAACCAAACCUCUUCGUAGAGCAUCUAGUUUUAUGGAUACAAGUAAAGAUGCUUCUCCGCUAAAAUUGGAUACAAGGGAAGAUAAGUCUUCUGCUGUUGAUUGGUCACAGUCUUUUCUGAAUGGCUUUGAGUCUUCUUCGGAGGGUUCCUCAGAGAAGCAGUCAAACUCCACUCUUUCUUUUGACUGGAGCCAACCAAGUGUAGUAUUACGAGAUGAUUCUUUAGAGUUAAAAUGGGACAGUGAUAAUGAUGAAGAAAAUGAGGAUCUUCCUAUUUCAAUGAAAGAACUAAAACCUUUACCAAAAAAAAUAGAUAAAAAGUUAGAUGAAGUAAGUAAUUACACAGACUCUUUCAGCACAUUAGAUGAAAGUGACAUUUUAAAUCCAGGUGAAGAUAUAAUUGCUGUUCAGUUAAAGUUCAGAGCAUGUUUAAAGAUUCUCACAGUAGAACUUCGUACUUUAUCUACUGGUUAUGAAAUAGAUGGUGGCAAGUUGCGUUACCAGCUAUACCACUGGCUUGAAAAAGAGGUGAUAGCUCUUCAGAGGACUUGUGACUUUUGCCCAGAUGCUGAAGAAGUACAGUCCACACUUGGAGAAAGUGGGGAUGAAUUUGGAUUAAAUCAGAAUGUUGAUGAUUUCUAUCACCACACAAAAGUGAAGCAACAGAGAGAAAUCUUUCAGGAAAAAAGACAAUGGCUCUUGAAAUAUCAGUCUCUCUUGAGAAUGUUUCUUAGUUAUUGCAUACUUCAUGGCUCCCAUGGUGGGGGUCUUGCAUCUGUACGAAUGGAAUUGAUUUUGCUUUUACAAGAAUCACAGCAGGAAACAUCAGAACUACUAUUUCCUACCCCACUGUCAGAGCAAACCUCAGUGCCUCUCCUCUUUGCUUGUACAGCCAGUACCAAAACAGUAGUUGCCAAUCCAUUAUUACAUCUCAGUAAUCUAACGCAUGAUAUUCUACAUGCCAUAAUAAACUUUGAUUCACCGCCUCAUCCUGACAGCCAAAGCAAUAAAGUAUAUGUAAUGCACACUUUAGCAGCUUCACUUUCUGCUUGUAUUUAUCAGUGCCUUUGUGGCAGUCAUAACUACAGUGCAUUUCAAACAAAUCAGUUUACUGGAAUGGUGUAUGAAACAGUACUGCUUUCCCAUCGGCAUUCUUUGAGAACAGGGAGUUUAGAUGAAGCAGUAACUCCCAAUACAUCACCAGCUCAAUGGCCAGGAAUAACUUGUCUGAUUAGACUUUUGAAUUCUUCUGGUGAGGAAGCCCAGUCAGGACUUACAGUCUUGCUUUGUGAGAUUCUCACAGCAGUGUACCUUAGUCUCUUCAUCCAUGGCCUGGCAACGCAUUCUAGUAAUGAGCUGUUUCGGAUUGUGGCCCAUCCUUUAAAUGAAAAAAUGUGGUCUGCUGUAUUUGGUGGAGGUGCACAUAUUCCCAGCAAAGAACAGACACAUUCAAAAACUUUACGUGUUUCUUCACUAGUUGAAGGAGGAGAAAAACAGAACAAACAUUUUAGGUCAUCAAAAAUAUCUGGCAAAGAAUCUGUCCCACUGACCUCUUUUUCACCACCAGUAUGCCAGGAGUCACUGGCAGUCAAAGAGAAGUUCAUCCCACCUGAGCUCAGUAUCUGGGACUAUUUCGUAGCUAAGCCUUUUUUACCCCCUUCCCAAAGUAGAGCAGAAUACGACUCAGAGGAGAGUCUGGAAAGUGGUGGUGAUGAUGAUGAUGAUGAUGAUAUUGUUUCAGCUUCAGAUUUCCAUCUCCAAGAGCAUUCUAAUUCAAAUUCAUAUAGUUGGUCAUUGAUGCGAUUGGCAAUGGUACAGUUGGUGCUCAACAAUUUGAAAACCUUCUAUCCCUUUGCAGGUCAUGAUCUUGCAGAGCUUCCAGUUAGUUCACCUCUUUGUCACGCGGUUCUAAAAACUCUUCAGUGUUGGGAACAAGUUCUUCUUCGACGACUUGAAAUCCAUGGUGGACCACCUCAGAACUAUAUCGCAGGUCAUACCUCUGAAGAAAGUUUGUCUGCAGGUCCUGCAAUUCUCCGCCACAAAGCUUUGCUGGAGCCUACAAACACGCCUUUCAAAUCCAAGCAUCAUCUGGCAUUGUCUGUAAAGAGGCUUUGGCAAUACUUGGUGAAGCAGGAAGAAAUUCAAGAAACCUUCAUCAGAAAUAUAUUCACAAAGAAACGAUGUCUAAAUGAGUCAUUAGGGGACAACAGUGAAGCCAUCAAAAAUUCUAUGAUGGAGGAGCCAAACAUCAAUAAGAUAGAAGCAGAUUUGGGCUACCCUGGAGGUAAAGCAAGAAUUAUUCAUAAGGAAUCUGAUAUUAUCACUGCCUUUGCUGUUAAUAAAGCAAAUAGAAAUUGCAUAGCAGUUGCUUCCAGCCAUGAUGUUCAAGAACUGGAUGUUUCCGGAAUUCUGGCUACACAGAUUUAUACUUGGGUAGAUGAUGAUAUAGAAUUGGAAACCAAAGGAUCAGAAGAUUUCUUAGUUAUACAUGCUCGUGAUGACUUAACAGCUGUUCAAGGCACGACCCCAUAUACACACAGCAAUCCUGGCACUCCAAUCAACAUGCCAUGGCUUGGUAGUACACAGACUGGCAGAGGAGCAUCUGUGAUGAUUAAGAAAGCCAUUAAUAAUGUCAGAAGAAUGACUUCUCAUCCAACUCUUCCUUACUAUCUGACUGGAGCUCAAGAUGGGAGUGUCAGAAUGUUUGAAUGGGGCCAUUCUCAACAAAUAGCCUGUUUUCGAUCUGGUGGUAAUUCAAGAGUUACAAGAAUGAGAUUUAACUAUCAGGGAAAUAAGUUUGGUAUAGUUGAUGCUGAUGGAUAUUUAAGUUUGUAUCAAACAAACUGGAAAUGCUGUCCUGUUACUGGGAGCAUGCCUAAGCCAUACCUGACUUGGCAGUGUCACAACAAGACAGCCAAUGAUUUUGUCUUCGUUAGUUCCUCCUCUCUGAUAGUGACAGCUGGUCUUUCAACUGACAAUAGAAACAUAUGUUUGUGGGAUACACUUGUAGCACCCUCAAAUAGUUUAGUCCAUGCUUUUACCUGCCAUGAUAGUGGAGCUACAGUUUUAGCAUAUGCUCCCAAACAUCAAUUGCUAAUAUCAGGUGGCAGAAAAGGAUUCACAUGUGUAUUUGAUCUUCUCCAAAGACAACAGAGGCAACUUUUUCAGAGCCAUGAUUCCCCUGUUAAAGCCAUUGCUAUUGAUCCAACUGAAGAGUACUUUGUCACAGGAUCUGCAGAAGGCAAUAUAAAGAUUUGGAGUCUUGCUACCUUUAGUCUUCUCCACACUUUUAUCAAUGAGCACGCUCGGCAGUCCAUUUUUAGGAAUAUUGGAACUGGAGUGAUGCAAAUUGAGACAGGACCAACAAAUCAUAUUUUCUCUUGUGGAGCUGAUGGAACAAUGAAGAUGAGAAUACUGCCAGAUCAGUUCAGCCCCUUACAUGAAGUGUUAAAAAAUGAUGUGAAAUUUAUGCUAUAGCAUUUUUACAAGAAGACGUAUAAUUUAUUACCCUUUUGGUAGAAGUGGCCAACAGAUAUAAUAUAUAGUAAUCACUCUAUACCACAAAUAAGCUGAUGCUUUGUUUUCGCAUUUACUUAAGGAGCUUUACCCUCAUUGAUGCACUGAUGCCUUAAAAAUUAACAAAAUCAUUCAUAAUUUUAUUAGAGCAUCUAAAGUAGAAUUUGUAAGUAAUGCUGUAAAGCACAUAUGUAUAGUAUGUUAUGAGUAUGUCAUAGUGUUAAAAGAAUUUUGUUUUCUUAUUGUUGGUCAACUUUUCUGCAGAUACCUCUGCAUGAAUUUCUUUAACAGUAAAAAUACCUUUUAAGUAAAGACUCACAUACUCAUCGCUUAAUUCACCACUCUGACUUCCUUUAUCAGACUUCACACAUCUGAAAAUAUUUUCCUCUUAAUGACAGAAUGAUAUUUGAGUAAGAAUAAAACAGAUAAUGAACCUCUCAUUAAAACUCAUUGAGACUUCAGUGAUAAAUGAGAGAAAUGGUUCAUUAUGUAAAGUUUUCAUCAAUUUCCCUUCCACAGCCUAAACUGUGUGUGUGUAAAAUGUAUUUGUGUGUAUGUAUAUAUAUGUGUGUGUGUGUAUGUGUGUAUAUAUAUAGCCUACACUUUUGAAUUUAGUUUGUAUAUAUAUAUAUUCAGAACCCCCAAGUUUUUCAUGUGUUUUUGUGCCAUAACAACUACUGCCACCAGAAUAACAACUUUUUUUGCAAAUGUUUAUUUUGAAAUGUUUGAAUUCUCAUCCUAAUUUGCAAAUAAAUCUCAAUAAGGCUUCCAUGAUUGUUAUUUUCAGAUUACAUUAAGUCUAAAUAGGCAAUAAAGAUUCUGUGUUGGCAUAUAUAAGAUGCUUAAAAGUAAGUUAUGAAUUUGACAGAGUUCUUGACUAUCAUACAUUUUCCUCAGUUUUUUUUUAUUUCUUAUUUUUAAGGUGCUUUUUGUCUCAAAAUUCUAAAAACCUUAUAGCAGUGUUUUUAGUAACAAAUGUGAAAACAGUCAAAUUAAAUAUUUACAAAUGUAAAAUACCCUUCAUAUCUAUUAAUAGAAAAUAAAUUAAACCUUAUAUUUAUUGUUUUUGCCAAAAUAUUUUAUUAUAAAAUAUGACCAAAAUAUUUAAAAUUCACAGUGCUUUUAACUUAAAUAUGCUAUUUCUGUCUGUUCUGUGCUGUACAUUUUCUGAUCCAGAAGUAUAGAAAACGUGAUAAAUACUUGAUUUUAACAAAUGAGACCGGAAGAAGGGGGACAAGUGUUUAAGGGACAGUUAUCUACUAUUUAGCUUAAAUUUAUUUUGUUAGUAGGAACUACAAAUUAAAGGAAUUUUUAUGUGGGAUAUAGACAACUAUUAUCUUAGAAAUUAAAGCAUCAAAGCAAAGAAAUGAAGGGCUAGAAAUGAAUUUUGUAAAUAUCCUCAGGAUACUUUUGUCAAAAAAGUACAUUGUUAAAAGAUUUUGUAAGUUGUAUUUCAUGAUUUUACAUGUAUUGAGCAAGUUGCAGUGGAAACACUGUCAUUAUGUAGAGAGAGUUUAUAUAUACAGAGUAACUUGUACCUACAAGUUGUGCAAUAGCAAUAUAUACCUAUUUUGCCAUGGAGAAGUCUGUGACAGCAUUGGAAUAAUAUUACUGUUUGAUGUAGUUAAGCUUAGAUUAUUUUUCAGUAAUUUCUUCAUGAAUCAAAAUUGAAAAGGCAUAAAUAGUUGAUAAACAAGAUAGAAAAUAUACUAGUGUGCUUAUUAAAACAAGUCAUUGGGGAUGAACAAUUAACCAUUUUAAUUGAGGGUUUAUAUGAAUAGCUGCAAAUUAUGUAAGCCCAUAUGUAUUUACAGCCAGAGUCAUAAUAUUUUAAAUAAACAAUCAUGCAGAGACUUU